UCCACAGAUGCCACCUGCAAUCUCUGGUGACAGCGAGAUUGUAAAUAAUAUGUACGAGACCGACCCCGAUCUCCUUGCUGGAGAAAGCGCAGAGGAGGAAACUGAGGACAGUAUAAUGUCCCCCAUCCCUGUGGGACCUCCGUCACCCUUCCCCACCAGUGAGGACUUCACUCCCAAGGAGGGCUCACCCUAUGAAGCUCCCGUCUACAUUCCUGAUGACAUUCCAAUCCCACCAGAUUUUGAACUCAGAGAAUCUUCGAUCCCAGGGGCAGGGCUAGGGAUUUGGGCCAAAAAGAAGAUUGAAGUUGGGGAAAGAUUUGGACCCUAUAUGGCAGUACAGAGGAGCACAUUAAAGGAAACAAACUUUGGAUGGGAGCAAAUACUGACUGAUCCCGAGGUGACUGCCCAGGAGGGCAAUAUAAAAAAGAUUCCCGAUGCCCUGGGCACUGAGAAGUUCUGUGCUGACGCCGGCCAGGGCGGGGCUGGGAACUGGCUGAAGUACAUCCGAGUGUCCUGCUCCUGCGACGAGCAGAACCUGGCCGUGUGCCACAUCAACGAGCAGGUCUAUUAUAAAGUUAUUAAAGAGAUUGAGCCGGGGGAAGAGCUCCUGGUGUGUCUGAAGGAAGGAGGUUAUUCCCUCGGGAACAUGGCACCCAGCAUGGAAGAGGAGCCCUCGUUCCGCUGCGAGGACUGCGAUGAGCUGUUCCAGUCCAAGCUGGACCUGCGGCGCCACAAGAAGUACGGCUGUGGUGCCGUGGGGGCCCUGUACGAGAGCCUCAGCGACGACAUCAAGCAGGAAGGCCUCGGAGAUGGACAGGUCUACGAGUGCAAGGACUGUGAGAGGAUGUUCCCCAACAAAUACAGCCUGGAGCAGCACAUGGUGAUCCACACCGAGGAGAGGGAGUACAAGUGUGACCAGUGUCCCAAGGCUUUCAACUGGAAAUCCAACCUGAUUCGUCACCAAAUGUCUCACGACAGUGGGAAACGGUUUGAAUGUGAAAACUGUGUUAAGGUGUUUACGGACCCCAGCAACCUCCAGCGGCACAUCCGCUCACAGCACGUGGGGGCGCGGGCCCACGCCUGCCCCGACUGCGGCAAGACCUUCGCCACCUCCUCGGGCCUCAAGCAGCACAAGCACAUCCACAGCACUGUCAAACCUUUCAUAUGUGAGGUCUGUCACAAAUCCUACACGCAGUUCUCCAACCUGUGCCGCCACAAGCGGAUGCACGCGGACUGCCGCACCCAGAUCAAGUGCAAGGACUGCGGGCAGAUGUUCAGCACUACCUCCUCCCUCAACAAGCACCGGCGCUUCUGCGAGGGCAAGAACCAUUACAGCCCCGCCGGCAUCUUCGCCCCCGGCCUCCCCCUCACGCCCACCUCCAUGAUGGACAAAUCCAAGCCCUCUCCCAACCUCAACCACGCCAGCCUGGGCUUUAACGAGUAUUUCCCAUCCCGCCCGCACCCCGGUGGGCUCCCGUUCUCGCCAGCCCCCCCAGCCUUCCCCGCCCUCACCCCGGGAUUCCCGGGGAUUUUUCCGCCUUCUCUGUACCCCAGGCCCCCCUUGUUACCACCCACGCAACUGCUCAAAAGUCCCCUCAACCACACUCCAGACGCGAAGCUCCCCAGCCCCCUCGGGAACCCGGCAUUGCCCCUGAUCUCCGCAGUGAGCAACAGCAACCAGGCUCCUUCAGGGGAGGAGAAAUGUGAAAGCAGCCUGGAAAACUCCUACCUGGAGAAGCUAAAAGCCAGGAACAGUGACAUGUCCGAUGGCAGUGACUUUGAGGAUGUCAAUACAACCACGGGCACGGAUCUGGACACCACGACUGGCACCGGCUCUGACCUGGACAGUGACGCGGAGAGUGACAGGGACAAAACGAAAGACAAGAGCAAACAAAUGGAGACCAAGCCAGAUUUUGUCAGCAGCUCGGUGUCUGCCAGUUCCACCAACACCACGAGCGAGAUCCCUCUCUUCUACUCUCAGCAUUCCUUCUUUCCUCCCCCCGAGGAGCACCUGCUGCCCACCACGGGCGCUGCCAAUGACUCCAUUAAAGCCAUCGCCUCCAUCGCAGAGAAGUAUUUUGGGCCUGGCUUUAUGGGGAUGCAGGAGAAAAAGAUGGGUUCGCUCCCGUAUCAUUCCAUGUUCCCUUUCCAGUUCCUCCCCAAUUUCCCCCACUCCCUCUACCCUUUCACGGAGCGGACCCUCAAUCACAACUUGCUGGUCAAGGCAGAACCAAAGUCACCCAGGGACCUCCACAAAGUCGGUGGCACCAGCUCGGAGUCCCCCUUCGAUCUCACCACGAAGCCAAAAGAGAUUAAGCCAAUCCUGCCGCCCCCCAAGGUCCUCCCAGCCCCGUCCUCAGGGGAGGAGCAGCCACUGGAUCUGAGCAUUGGCAACCGCAUCCGAGCCAGCCAGAACGGAGGGAGAGAGCCACGGAAAAACCACAUUUAUGGGGAGAGGAAGCUGAUGGCAAGUGAGGUCUUACCUAAGAUUUCCCAGUCCCAGCUGCCUCAGCAGCCCUCCCUGCACUACGCUAAGCCAUCGCCCUUUUUCAUGGACCCCAUCUACAGCAGGGUGGAGAAGCGGAAGGUGACAGACCCCGUGGGUGCCCUCAAGGAGAAGUACCUGCGACCCUCCCCGCUGCUUUUUCACCCCCAGAUGUCGGCCAUCGAGACGAUGACGGAGAAACUGGAGAGCUUUGCAGCCAUGAAGGCCGACUCUGGCUCGUCCCUGCAGCCCCUUCCCCACCACCCCUUCAACUUCCGAUCGCCGCCGCCCACGCUCUCCGACCCCAUCCUGCGCAAGGGCAAGGAGCGCUACACCUGCAGGUACUGUGGCAAGAUCUUCCCACGCUCAGCCAACCUGACGAGGCAUCUGCGGACGCACACUGGGGAGCAGCCUUACAGGUGUAAAUACUGUGACAGGUCAUUCAGCAUUUCCUCCAACCUGCAGCGGCACGUCAGGAACAUCCACAACAAGGAGAAGCCAUUCAAGUGCCACCUGUGCAACAGGUGCUUCGGGCAGCAGACCAACCUCGACAGGCACCUGAAGAAGCACGAGCACGAGAACGUUCCAGUGAGCCAGCACUCCGGAGUCAUCACCAACCACCUCGGGACCAGCGCCUCCUCCCCCACCUCGGAAUCAGACAACCAUGCACUUUUAGACGAAAAAGAGGAUUCCUAUUUCUCGGAAAUCAGAAAUUUUAUUGCCAAUAGCGAGAUGAAUCAAGCGUCGGCUUUAGCGGAUAAAAGGCCAGAAAUCCAGGAUAUUGAUGGCAAUUCCCAGUGCCACGGAUUGGCAAACGAGAAGACAGAAGAUGUGGACGAUGAGGACGAAGAACUGGAAGAGGAAGAUGAUGACAGCCUGACUGGGAAGUCCCAGGACGAGACAGCGUCGCCCACGGCGGAGCCCCAGGGAGCGUUCGAGGAUGAGGAGGAUGAGGAGCCCACGUCUCUCACCAUGAGCUUUGACCACACCCGAAGGUGUAUUGAGGAGGACGAAGCCGGCCUGUUAGAUUUGGAGCAGAUGCCGAAUUUUGGGAAGGGGCUGGAUCUCCGCAAAGCAGCCGAGGAAGCUUUUGAAGUUAAAGAUGUGUUUAAUUCCACCUUAGACUCUGAGGCAAUAAAACAGACUCUGUACAGGCAGGCUAAAAACCAGGCUUAUGCAAUGAUGCUGUCCCUGUCUGAGAACGCUCCCCUCCACACGUCCUCCCAGAACUCUCUGGGGGCUUGGCUGGACAUGGCAGGAGCAGCUUCAGAGUCGGGGACCUUUAACCCCAUCAACCACCUCUGAGAGGUCCACAAGGCACUGGCCGGAGCCCAGGCGAGGGGUGGUGGUGCUGCAGCCAUCCCAGCAAAAUCCCAGCGAGCAGAAGAUGGAUGAGAGGGCCUCAGGGAGUCGUCUGGACUUUGGGCUGAGAAGGAAACAUGUCACAUCCGACCUACACGUCCUGCAUUUUUAUCUCUCUAGAGUUUUCCUUUCUAAUUUAUCAGAAUGAACCUCUCCCAAACUGGAUAAACCCUGAAGCAGCCCCAGGAUUUCACAGCCUGUAGGAAUAGCAUGAGCAAGACACGAAUUGCAACAGUGCAAUCAAAGAUUGGCCCCUCCAACCUUCCAAACCGGUGUCACUGAGCCAGCACAGCCUGAGCAGGAACGACAGCUUGGAACCACAGGGCAGCACUUCCUUCCCAUCCAGCUGAAAUGGUGAAGCACCAAGGGAAGACAGCCAGGUGUGGCCUGUUCCCGGUGCAAUUGUGACACAGCCACUGGAGUGAUGCCAGGGAAAGGCAAAUUCAGCCUACUUAACUGCCCCCCCCAAAAGAAUUCUGCACUCCCACCGAAACACCAUCCUGUCCUUUGUUCCCAGCAAACACUGGCACAGU
Vidua macroura (Pin-tailed whydah) is the source of this 4380-nucleotide messenger RNA. RefSeq names its product PR/SET domain 16 (gene PRDM16). Bases 8 to 3790 code for a protein of 1260 amino acids. Gene Ontology annotation, molecular function: histone H3K9 methyltransferase activity; DNA-binding transcription factor activity, RNA polymerase II-specific; RNA polymerase II transcription regulatory region sequence-specific DNA binding. NCBI's taxonomy places the organism in Eukaryota, Metazoa, Chordata, Aves, Passeriformes, Viduidae. Gene Ontology annotation, biological process: regulation of transcription by RNA polymerase II. Gene Ontology annotation, cellular component: nucleus. The transcript has 17 exons. The record is from RefSeq and is a predicted model, not a curated record.